ACCGAUAUUAUCGAUGUUUCAAAAAUAUCGAUGCAUCGUUUGCAUCCCUAAGUACCACUGGUUGCAGCUGUUUGCACCAAUUGAAAAUAAUGUUAAGGAACAAUAUAUUUGCUUACAGUUUACUUGUAUUUAUAACACUUGCAUAUAUUUCCAUAGGAAUAGCGUAUUCCUUGUUGGCUGAGUGUCCGGGAAAAGAUGUAAAUGAAAUACGGAAACAAGCUGAACAAUAUGAGCUAUCGUUCUUGUUUUACCAUGUUACCUGGAGCACUGACAGUCAAGCAGCUCGGCUGGUGUACGAACACAUUGCACAAGUCUACGAAUAUCGGAUAUUUUUCGGUGUUAUCGACUGCUAUCAUCUUGCAUGCAAUUGUAGUAAAACAUACCCUCUGUCACUAGGCUCAGGUGCUCCAAACAAAUGGCCAACUCUAGUCGUUCGUUAUAGUAAUCGUAUUGUUUUGCAGUAUAACGGAGAAUGGACUUUAGAAGCUGUUCAACGUUUCAUUGAUUUUAUAUUUAUUCCAGUUGAGAGAUUGAACUCAAGGCUUGAAUUAAAACGUUUGACUAUGCAAAGAGAUGCCGUAGUCCUCGGUGUUUUCGGCAAUGGAUCACAAUUGGAGUUUCGCAAAUUUGUAAGUGCUGGCAUAAAAUGGCUGGAAACUGAUCCAGUUUCGAGUUUUCGCUUUGCUGCCGCGAUUGGUCCAGCAGCAAAAGAUAUUUUACAUAGAGCGAACGAUACCCAACAACGGUUGCCUCAACUGUUGCUCAUUACGAGCAAAGGAGUAGUAGAAAUGCCGCCUAGUGAGUGGAACGUGAGUAAUAUAGUUGUGUGGCUACAAACCGAGUUUGCACGUUCACUCAAUGUAUUGUACGGUUAUAACUCGCCCAAAAGUUUGACUAUGCUUUUACAUUUAUCACCAGUACUGACCGUUAUUGCCAAUGACUAUUUCUACGAUUAUAUGAAUACAUUAACAAACUAUGGAAUUUCUUUAGAUGAGCAAUGUCAUGCAGACAUUUGGCAAAGUGAGAUGGCUAAACUUCAAGAACUGGGAUAUGUCCAACAUACAAUGGAGAAAAAUGAACUUUUAAAGCCGUUAACUUGCUCCGCUAAAGAAUACCUUAGUCAAUGGAAUUUGAGGUAUUACUACGCUUUAGAUAGCUAUCUAAAACAGUUUAUUUGUGGCUUGAGACGAAAUUGUACCUUUGAAAAGGGUUUGGCGUCAUCGAAUAACAUACAUAAGCUAUGUACGAGCAAACAUCGAAACAGUUCGCCCUCUAGGAAAAUUGCAGCUGCGAAAUAUUUAAAAAAGUUCGUUGAUGACAAUUGUAAUCGCUGGUUGGUUUCCAUUUGGUCAGCUACGCCACACUUGCAGCCCCCUUUGGAUUUUACUGAGCUAAAGGACGCCUCAUAUUUCGAACGAUUCUACCCAAAACCACAAAUAUUUCGUGAAGACAUUGAAGCGCAGGAAGUGCCCGUUCAUCAGUCUUCUUCGCAUAUUGAACCACAUUCGCAUCAGUUGCAACAGCAGCGCCCACCACGUCCUGAAGGUCGCACUUUGCAGCAACAACAACAACGAGAGGAAUACGUAGAGCUACAAAAGCGCGAAAGCGACAUUUAAAACCAAUUAACAAUACGACAUUUAAAGCACUUUUGCAAAAGAAAAAAAGAAUGGCAUUUAUCUUGCUUUAUCCAGCCGUAGCUGCUCUUGCUCUCUUCAUUAUCGGUGUUAUUAUUGUAAUUUUACGAUUUGGACCGCGUCUUUGUGGUUUGCGUCAUCAUGCGCUUCCCGAUAAUCACGAAUGGGACGGAAAGAGCUAUGAGCAUGAGAUCAGCUACGCCUAGGUAAGGUUCCUUCAUACUGAACUCGUUAUUGUCAUGACUCAAAUAUGUGGAAACUUCUGCCGUAUAUUUUAUCAAGUGAAUCAAGGCAAUAUAUGGUCGGUGUGAAAAGUUUUGAUGUCAUUAAAAAUAAUUGCUAACUCGAAUACUACUUCUAUAAAAAACUGCACAAUUAAUCUAGCAACUAAAUUCCGCGAUAAGAGGAAUCACAUUAAGAAUUAGUACAAACUUACGGCAACAUAUCGUAAUUUUUAAAAAGUGCCUUUUUAAAAACAAAUUUAUACUUUUAUACGCAUGCAUAGUAAGUUCACAUAACAAUUUUAGGUUAAAUUGAAACCCAAACUAUUCCGUCCGAGUAAUAUUUAAAAAAUCAGGAGCACUAUUUACAAUGCUCAAAUAACCAAUAGUUUGUAAACAGUUUUAUAAACGCAUGUUUUACGCAAUGAAAACAUUUUCUAAUAAAUGAUACAAAUUUA
Molecule: messenger RNA, 2313 nt
Organism: Rhagoletis pomonella (apple maggot)
Lineage: Eukaryota; Metazoa; Arthropoda; Insecta; Diptera; Tephritidae
Exons: 3
Coding region: 90-1616 (508 amino acids)
Source: RefSeq, a predicted model, not a curated record